This is a messenger RNA of Drosophila busckii, 1193 nucleotides long. RefSeq lists its product as uncharacterized. Bases 163 to 1173 code for a protein of 336 amino acids. The record is from RefSeq and is a predicted model, not a curated record. The transcript has a single exon. Lineage: Eukaryota; Metazoa; Arthropoda; Insecta; Diptera; Drosophilidae.
GGUACAAUUCAAUGGAAAAUGAGAAUUUUCAAUAGCCCAGCAGGUAGUCGCAUUAGCUAGAAAUUCGUGGAAAUAGAUGUGGAAAGAAAAUUUUCAAGCCCUUUAGGGAGUGCGCAAGGGCCACAGCUCAACAGUUCGUUUUCCAACUUCAAGCUGAACACAAUGUUUGCGGUCUUGUUAAGAUGUCUCUGGUGCUGGACAUUGGUGCAGUGCAUCAGUGCGCGCGUUAAUUUGCUGCCCAAGUUCUAUGGUCAGGAUAGUGCUGUGGUAGUGGACACAUAUAGGCCGAAAAUGAAUCCCAAGCUACAGAAUGCGCUCUACUACAAUCUGCCCAUCUACAAGCUAGUGAAGCCUGCUGGCGCAGCAUCCACAACAGCAGCACCGGAAGUGGAGGAAUAUCCUAGCGAUUUGCUUGAAAUUGCACGUAGCAAGCUGGGCCUGAAGAACAUAGAUGAUCUUCCCAGCAUCAGUGAGCUAGGUGAGCUGCUGGGUACGGGCAGUCGAAGUGAAACGGUUAAAUAUAUACGCGCCCUGACCUCCAAUGAGCAAGGCUUAGCCUUAAUGCGAGCAUAUCUCAACUUUGAGCAGCCAGACGACGCAGAGAAUAUCAGCCCCACUACCAAGGAUAACGAAGAUAAUAAUACGGAUCUGGAUGCAGAAUAUGAUGAACAGCCAGUGAUUACCACCAGCACAGUAGCACCAGCUACAGAGCUACAGCAGCCAGGUUUAAUGCAACGGGUUAACGAAUUCUUGCAGAAUUACAAUCUAUGGUCAGAGACUCCGACUACAACGAAGCCUGGACUCCAACAAAUGCGCCCUGUUCUAUUGCGUCAACCUGUGCCCUUUCAUUAUCCCAUACCACUGCGCCCGCAGACCAAGCCAGCGACAAAGAUUACGUCCGCAGCAGUCCCACCUCACUUGAACACACCUAAGCAGACACCUGUGGCGCCGCAUAUACAACAACUAGCGCAGCUGGCCAACAUUUCACCCCAAGCGCUAGAAACUUUCCUACAGGCCGCCAGCAAUAGUAAGCUGGCCGAGCUGGUCAAACGCAUGCCGUUGGUGCAACUCCAUAGUGGCAUCGAUUCCCAACUUUUUAUGGCCGUCAAGCGUGCUAUUUCGCAGGAUCCAGAGCUUAAGCGCCUGCUAGCCUCUGCUCAAGCCUUAGAUUAAGUUGCAUAAUUAAUUACUGU